Messenger RNA from Physcomitrium patens, 1862 nucleotides. RefSeq names its product phosphoribosylformylglycinamidine cyclo-ligase, chloroplastic/mitochondrial. Lineage: Eukaryota; Viridiplantae; Streptophyta; Bryopsida; Funariales; Funariaceae. The record is from RefSeq and is a predicted model, not a curated record. Gene Ontology annotation, cellular component: cytosol. Gene Ontology annotation, biological process: adenine biosynthetic process; 'de novo' IMP biosynthetic process. Gene Ontology annotation, molecular function: phosphoribosylformylglycinamidine cyclo-ligase activity; phosphoribosylamine-glycine ligase activity.
GGGGCCCACGGUCACCGCUCCGCUAGCAUACCAUCUCUGGCGCUGCCACAAUCGAUACAACUCCUAUUCUCGCUAAUUCUGCAUUCACAACUCGGCAAAUCUCCCGUAGGGUUUUGGGUUUUGGUGGCCAUGGCGACCGCUAGCAUGACUUGCGCUGUGGCUGCUGGCUCGUCCAGGGGCUAUCGAAGUAUCUCGGAGAGUAUUCAGCUGCGAGGAAGUGAGCUGCGCGUUGCAUUCGUGCCGCGGCAGGGGAAGGCCAUGGCUUCUGUGCGGAAGACUAGAGAGUGCACGGCCAUGGCUGCUGGGAAUGCGAAUGGUGGAGGUCUUACGUACAAGGACGCUGGGGUGGACAUCGACGCGGGCACGGAGCUCGUGCGGCGAAUUGCGAAGAUGACGCCGGGCAUUGGAGGGUUCGGAGGCCUGUACUCCUUUGGGGACUCGUUCCUGGUGGCGGGGACUGAUGGGGUUGGGACCAAGCUAAAACUGGCGUUCGACAUGGACAAGCACGAUACAAUCGGCAUCGACUUGGUGGCAAUGAGCGUAAAUGAUAUUAUCACGAGCGGCGCCACGCCCAUGUUCUUUUUGGAUUACUUUGCUACCAGUCAUUUAGACGUGGACCAAGCGGAGCAGGUGAUCAAGGGAAUUGUGGACGGGUGCAAGCAGUCUGGUUGUGCGCUGCUCGGUGGCGAGACGGCUGAGAUGCCAGGGUUUUACGCCCCUGGGGAGUAUGACUUGAGCGGAUUUGCGGUGGGGAGUGUGAAAAAGGAUGCGUUGAUCGAUGGGAAAAGCAUUGUUGCAGGCGAUAUCCUGCUUGGCCUCCCUUCCAGUGGGGUGCACUCCAAUGGGUUUUCGCUUGCCCGUAAGGUUUUGGCUAAGUCUGGGUCAUCUCUUCACGACGAAUUGCCUGGUGCGGGAAUUUCUAUCGGCGAGGCAUUGCUUGUGCCCACUACCAUCUACGUGAAGCAGGUAUUGGACCUCGUGGCCAAGGGGGGCAUCAAGGGCAUUGCUCAUAUCACUGGUGGCGGAUUCACUGACAACAUCCCUCGGGUAUUCCCCAAGGGUCUUGGUGUGGAGAUCGACGCAGGGUCAUGGGAAGUGCCGCCUAUUUUCAAAUGGUUGCAAGAGCAGGGCGGAGUAGACGAUGCGGAGAUGCGGCGAACAUUCAACAUGGGUAUUGGUAUGGUGUUGAUAGUUAACGAAGCCGUAGCGGAGCGCAUCCUCUCUGAAGCAAACCCUGACGCCAAGGUUUACCGCUUGGGUCACAUUAUCGAGGGCGAAGGCGUCGUCUUCAAGUAGGGCGGGAAGCUAUAAUCAUCACAUUCCAUCGAGGUUAAGCUUCUGACUGUUGGUUUUAUUGAUAGAAUCUUGUAGGAGUAGGUGGGGAGAUGGUGUAGUGCGGAAUUAUGCUCAUACUGCAAUCGGUCAUCGACCGAUUGGAUACAUUCGUCGUUCAUUAUGUGGAGAGAUCCUUGCUGCUCCCUGUUGCGGACAAGUCUGGACAAACGAAAGUCCAGCUCGUCUAACAAAAGCAGCCCUAACACCUCCUGGUUGGAAUACACACAAAGUAUCCACUCCGCACUGCAGUUUGGGUUUCAGAGGAUCGCAAGGAAAAGCAGAAGCUACGAAUGAGGUUCCACCAAACCCAGUGACCCACUUUUAAUGUGGCAUUUUCAACACUUCGUUUUCCGAAUACGUGUGGACAGGGACAUAAAGAUGCUUAGUCAAUCAGGUUAGCUCCAGCUUCGUUAAAAACAAGAGAUAUUGAUCAUUGUGGUCAUACUCGACAGCCGAACCUUUUCAACAUCUCAGUGUACACUUGGACUUAUGAAUGAGAAUCUCUCCGACCAAAGGAUGUCUUCAGA